GUCUGCAGCCGCCGCGGCCGCCCGCCGCCGGUUCCUCGUGGCAGUCCUCCGCUGCCUGGGCUGGCCCAGCGGGGGGGAAGGACCCAGGGGUCCCCAGCGUCCCUCCGCGGCGGCUGCGAGAGGACCUAAGCAUGAAUGGCAGCCGAAGAGUCGGAGGAACCCCUGUCCUUCCCAGAUCUGGUCCACUGUGCCUAUUUAAAGGACACUUGAGCACCAAAAGUAAUGCUUUUUGCACUGACUCCUCCUCUCUCAGACUAAGUACUCUCCACAUGGUCAAGAAUCACAUGGCUGUUCACUAUAAUAAAAUCCUUUCAGCCAAAGCCGUGAUAGACUGCUCAGUUCCACUCAGCAUGGGUGCUAGCAUCAAAUAUGCAGACCAGCAACGAAGAGAGAAACUGAAAAAGGAAUUAGCACAAUGUGAAAAGAAGUUGAAAUUAAAUAAAAUUGCAGCGCAGGCCAAUUCUAAAACUAAUUCCAAGUCGUUAUCUAACACUCUGCCAAAGCCUGCAGAAAAAACACAAAAUGAAGACAGCAUGGAAGAAGUGCAUGGGUAUUCGCCCUUUGCGAGGUCAUCAGUAACUUCUUCAGAGAGACUACACCUAAGUCUUCCUAAGUCCAAUAAAGUCCUCAGAGAUGGUACUGAGAAGAGCUCCAGUUCCUUCCUGGCCAGCAUAGAUUACACCACGUCCAGGCCCAGGAGAAUGGGCUCUGCAACCUUGUAUGGCCAGAGGCCCAGGAGCGCAUUGCCAAAUUACCACCAGUCUCAGCUAGUUAUUUCAAAAGCAUCCAGUGGGGACCUUUUGGAUAAACAUUCUAAACUCUUUUCUAAUGGACAUUUGCCAUUCACUCCACGCACUUUGAAAACAGAAGCAAAAUCUUUCCUGUCACAGUAUCGAUAUUAUACACCUGCCAAAAGAAAAAAGGAUUUUACAGAUCAGCGGGUAGAAGCUGAAACCCAGACUGAAUUGAGCAGCUUUAAGUCUGAUUUUGAGAGAGUUGAGACUAAGGACUUCACAGAUUCAGAAGUGAACAUAAAACAGGCAUCUAGUUGUGGAACCAAAGAAAACAUAACUCCUUUACCUUUGCAAGGGAAUGCCUUACCCUGGGACGACAUUAAAGGUGGUGCUCUUCAGUGUUCCCCGGCAAGGGUAGUAUGCCAGUGUUCCGAGCAGCCUCAUUCAAGGAGAAAAAUCUACUCUGAUGAAGAAGAGCUGUUGUAUCUGAGUUUCAUUGAGGAUGUCACAGAUGAAAUUUUGAAACUUGGUUUAUUUUCAAACAGGUCUUUAGAACGACUGUUUGAACGACAUGUAAGACAAAAUAAACACCACUUGGAGGAGGGGAAAAUGCGCUACCUGCUGCAUAUCCUAAAGGUGAAUUUAGGCUGCAUAUCCCAGGAGAACUCAGUGAGGCUGGAUGACGCUGGUAUGUUGAAUUUACUAGACUUUGAAAAGGCUGGGAAUUCAGCACAGAAUGAGCGAGAUGAAGCAGUUCAACAGGAGCGGCGAGAAUACCGGAAAGCCUUGGAUCUGUUCCUGUCUGUCCCAGAGGAUGAUGGUGGGACCUCGCCAAAUGAGUUUUUCCUCCCAGCCUACAAGUCAAAGUAUUCAGAAGGCGUUACAGUUCAGCAGGUGGACAACGAAACAAACCUGGGACCUUCCACUGAGGACGAAAAAAAUCCAAGUCUUUCAGACAGCUUAAGAGACCGAGAGACCUCUGUGACUGUCAUUGAGGGUGACAGUGACACUGAAAAGGCUGAGACUCCAAACGAACUGUGUUGUGUCCGCCCAGCACUCUCCAAUUGUGGCCAGCUCUGCAGGGUCACAGGUGGCAGCCGUCACGAGCUAGAAGAACCAACUCUUCAGAUCAUGGAAAUGAGCAUUGAGGACUGCCCUUUGGAUGUUUGAUCUUCAUUAAUAAAUGUCCCAAAUGGCCAGUAA
Molecule: messenger RNA, 1937 nt
Organism: Miniopterus natalensis
Lineage: Eukaryota; Metazoa; Chordata; Mammalia; Chiroptera; Miniopteridae
Gene: SPATA7
Product: spermatogenesis associated 7
Biological process (GO): microtubule cytoskeleton organization; photoreceptor cell maintenance
Cellular component (GO): rod photoreceptor outer segment; ciliary basal body; axoneme
Source: RefSeq, a predicted model, not a curated record